GAAGAACGUUCUAAACAGAGUGUAAAGUUUAAAUCAAAAAAAGGCCCGCACACACACUCUCCACUUUUCCCUUGAUAUGCAUCGGGAUUUUGAUUCCAGAUUGCACUCUCAAGCACCCUCAACGGUUAAAGGGGGAACAAGAAUUGUCAAAUCCGCUUAACGCCAAAGUGAAAGAAAGCAUGCGUUGCAGAGUCACCCAGGGUGCAAUUAAUGCAAUAACGUUGCUCAGCCAAAUUGAUGCGUGCGCGCCUGGCAAAGUGGAGAUCUAUGCGAUUGCCAUUUAGACAACAUUCUUCUUCUUGGUCAUCAUCUCGAUACUUACACACUACAAACAUGGUCAGAGCAACAUUGAUUAGACUGGCCACAGCAAGCGCUGGUGAAAGCUCAAAGUCAACAAGAGGCUUAUAUGAAUCACUAAGUGAAGUAGGAGCACUUUGGCCAAGGGAUGCAAUAAGACCAGAAACUUCAUUCGGUCAAUCGAUCGUUAGAGCAUCAGAAAGAGCACUGACAAACCCUUCACCAGAUGCUGCUCCACCACCACAAACAGCUUCAAGUCAAGGUGUACCAACACGAAUCAAUACGAAACAACUUCAAUUUAGACAAUUGGAAAAAGGAGAAGAAGAAAAGGUAAAACAAGCUCUGAAUGCUUUAAAUCAAAUCAGAAAUGGUUCAGCUUCUAAAGAGUAUCCCGUCCCAGAAAGCGCUUUGAGACCUGCUUCCAAUCCAAUCUACUAUGAACGUCUAGCAAAGAUGUUAGCACAAGCCGCAAAAGGCAACAAGACAACUAUGACGUUUGCUCAAAGAGUUCGUCUAUUCUUCGGCUUGUCAAUCUAAAGACAGCAGGAGCUCCUAUUGUAUACUAUUCAGAAAAGCCAAUACAUUCACACACCAAUCACAUUAGCACGCUUUGUGAAUUAUCAUUGGACAUAAUCGGUAUUCAUU
Meira miltonrushii is the source of this 942-nucleotide messenger RNA. RefSeq lists its product as uncharacterized. NCBI's taxonomy places the organism in Eukaryota, Fungi, Basidiomycota, Exobasidiomycetes, Exobasidiales, Brachybasidiaceae. The coding region runs from base 238 to 834 and encodes 198 amino acids. Gene Ontology annotation, cellular component: Cbp3p-Cbp6 complex; mitochondrion. The record is from RefSeq and is a predicted model, not a curated record. Gene Ontology annotation, molecular function: ribosome binding. Gene Ontology annotation, biological process: mitochondrial respiratory chain complex III assembly. The transcript is spliced from 2 exons.